Messenger RNA from Syzygium oleosum, 180 nucleotides. Its product is annotated as defensin-like protein 37. The transcript is spliced from 2 exons. NCBI's taxonomy places the organism in Eukaryota, Viridiplantae, Streptophyta, Magnoliopsida, Myrtales, Myrtaceae. Bases 1 to 180 code for a protein of 59 amino acids. The record is from RefSeq and is a predicted model, not a curated record.
AUGGCUUCGGGAAGGGUUUGUUUAUUCAUCGGCAUGCUUUGCCUUGUUUCUCUUUGCUGCGCAGGUAAUGCUUUCCCUGACUGCAACAAGGCUUGUAUAGAGUAUAAGUUUCCAAUGGGAGGGGCCUGCGAGAAGGUCGGUAGAGUUGGAUCCAUUGAGUGCUAUUGCAAAUAUACUUAG